This is a messenger RNA of Aegilops tauschii subsp. strangulata, 765 nucleotides long. RefSeq names its product early nodulin-93. The record is from RefSeq and is a predicted model, not a curated record. NCBI's taxonomy places the organism in Eukaryota, Viridiplantae, Streptophyta, Magnoliopsida, Poales, Poaceae.
UUCUCGUAGCCUAUAAAUCCGGCCGGAGCACCCAGCUCUGCCCCAUCCCAUCUCACACACCACUACUCAUCUUGCCUCACACACUUCACUGCUAGCUACUAGUAGUUCACUUCCUUGGGUUCUCGUGCCACCGAGCUCUCUCCCGCCAAGAUGUCGACGGUGACCCCUGCCUACCUCGACCAGAGGCUCGCCGCCGCCAAGCGCUCCUCCAGAGAGGCCGCCAUGGCGGGAGCCAAGGCCGCGGCCGUCGCCACCGUCGCCGCCGCAAUCCCCACCCUGGCGAGCGUGAGGAUGCUGCCGUGGGCGAGGGCGCACCUCAACCCAACCGGGCAGGCGCUCAUCAUCUCCACCGUCGCCGGGAUGGCCUACUUCAUCGUCGCCGACAAGACCAUCCUCUCCAUGGCCAGGAAGCACUCCUUCCAGGACGCGCCGGAGCACCUCAAGAACAUCUCCUUCCACUAAUUAGACUAAUAGAUCCAUUAGUACUUUAGUAGUGCGCAAUAAGCUGCGUGCGCCAGCCCAUCUUAUCUUAUACAUCUUAUCUUAUAUUUACUAAUUGAAGGCAUCAUACGAAGCUCCACGUUAAUCCACAUCAUUAAAAGUGCGUUGGUCAUUCUCAAUCAUCCGAUCUAUGUUAUAGAUUUAUCUUGACCCUUCAAUUUCCGUUACACCCGUGACAAAAAAAUAACCAAUCUGGACGUAAACAUGACCCAACUUGCACAUAGUUAACAUCAGAAGAAAAAUCAAUAUUUUCCUUAACAAAAA